Molecule: messenger RNA, 1620 nt
Organism: Ruditapes philippinarum (Manila clam)
Lineage: Eukaryota; Metazoa; Mollusca; Bivalvia; Venerida; Veneridae
Product: melatonin receptor type 1B-A-like
Exons: 7
Coding region: 280-1593 (437 amino acids)
Biological process (GO): G protein-coupled receptor signaling pathway
Cellular component (GO): membrane
Molecular function (GO): G protein-coupled receptor activity
Source: RefSeq, a predicted model, not a curated record
UAGUUAAUAAUGAUCAAGAAAUGACGAAGUUAAGUCUCUAAUAAUGCGAUAAAUGGCGAUGAUGUGAUAAAACGAAUUCCGAAAAUUCGGCUUUUCUAUUGGCUACUAACUCGCGUGACGAAGAUUACUGCGCACAUGCCAAAUUGAAUUUUUCAAUCCGAUAACACAUUUAUUUGAAAUAUAACGGAAAUUGGUUUAACUAUUCAUUGUUUUAGUUUUGAUAAAACGUGUUUGUAGAUUUUUUAAGUAUUUGGAUUUGUUGACUUCACGAUUUUCAAGAUGACUAUGCUUGGAUCGAAAAGCCUGGAAUUCGUUGAAGAAGUAAUCGGCUGCCUGAGCGAGUCUGUCCUUUCUGGCUUAAACACAACUAUUUCUUCAACCAUGCAGACCAUUUGCAAUGAAACUACAAUGGAAAAGGUUGAGGCGUAUGUGAGACCAUUAUGGGAGGUUGACUUUGUAAUGGCGCUGAUUUACUGCUGUUUGGUCGGUGUUGCUCUCUCCGUCGGCACGGUCGGAAACAUCCUUAUUCUGAUUGUAACAGCCGGAACCCGGACAAUGAACAGAGUCGGGCGGGAUUUUGUAAUAAACCUAGCACUUGCUGACCUCUGCGUGGCGGCCGUAGCGGACCCGAUGUGCAUUCUAGGCGUUAUAAAAGGUGAAAAAUGGUUUCAAAGCCGCUGGAUUUUGUGUGAACUGGUUGCCAGCAUGUGCCUUACAGCCUGCUUCUGCGCGUUCCUCAGCCUCACUCUGAUGUCAGUCAAUCGAUACGUUUUCGUCUGCCAAAACAAGUGGUACCAAAAGAUAUUUCGACGACCAGUUUGUAUCGCUUUGUGUAUGAUGUGCUGGAUCUCGGCGUUUCUAUUUGAGUUUCCGAAUUUUAUUGGCUGGGGAGGCCAUUAUUUCGACGAGAAAAACCAGCAGUGUAUUUGGGACAGGACUGCAAGUUUCUCGUACACGGUGUUUGUUUCGGCUGGGUUGAUCGGAGGCCCUCUGUUACUUAUGGGUCUCUGCUUUAUCCUAGUAUUCCGGAAAAUUUGGUUGACAAAGAAAAACGUGUUCUCACUGGACCUGGAAGACCCCCUCAGGAUGCGACGUGUGUGGCAAGAGGCACUACGGUCUUCACGUACGCUGGUAAUCAUCUUUGCGGCCUUCGUCAUCUGCUGGACACCGUACGCUAUCCUCACGGCACUGGAUGUAAAUGACACGUUCUCUACAGAAGUUCACUUGUUUGCUACCAUGCUGGCCCAUCUACAUUCAAGCCUGAAUUUCACUAUCUACAUGUUUACAAACAAGAGGUUCCGACAAUCCGUGUUCUCCCUAUUCCGCUGCAGCCUCACCACAUUUACCUACAGAAGUUCAACCGACCAUGACAAGACCUUGGAAACAGCUUCUUCGAAGAGCGACAGGACUGUCAGUGAACUGCCAAGGAAAUAUUACAUCAACGCAGCGCUUCAGCCCGAGAAAUCCCUCAAAAACGGUUUCUCUGACAUCGGGUUUGUUGAGAAGGGGAAUGAAGAUGGCACGAUAUACAAUGACAUGAUGAACGAGAAGAACGGUAUUAACGGGACAUAUGGCGACGUCCAGAAAUACUAGCAUUCACCCUUUUAUAAACAAAAAGUA